Messenger RNA from Rhipicephalus sanguineus (brown dog tick), 1262 nucleotides. RefSeq lists its product as uncharacterized. The record is from RefSeq and is a predicted model, not a curated record. Lineage: Eukaryota; Metazoa; Arthropoda; Arachnida; Ixodida; Ixodidae. The coding region runs from base 1 to 1248 and encodes 415 amino acids. The transcript is spliced from 8 exons.
AUGGCCUGCACCGUCCUGCUGGUCGGCUCCUCGGUCCUGCUCAUCGGCGUCGUUGCUUUCAUCGCGGCUAAGAUUUUGCUUCUCAAGAAGGCAGAGCUUGCGAAGCCCGAGGUGACUGUGCCUGCGACCACCACGGUGGGACUGCCCUUGCGAAAGCCGCUGCUGUUUUGCACUGUCGGCUACAACUUCGAGGAGGCCGAGGACUUGAAGAAGAAGAUGCCCUGCGACUACUUAAUCUACUCGGACGUGAUCGCCAACAACAAGACAUUCGUGCCCCUCUACGGCCCCCGCAGCUGGAGCGCCUUCAAGACCGUUCUCGGAGAAGCUCCGUCAUCGGUCACCGGCGGCCUCAGCUUCAGCCUGUCGGAAGGCAUCGGGCCAGACAGCACUUUCGACAUAAUCAAUAAGCAGCAGGCGGCGCUGCAAGCGUUCAUCAGACUGCGCAUGAUCGCCAUGGGGACGUUCGACUACGAACCCACCGCCGGCGUCCCCAUUUCUUCGCUGAAGAGUUUUUUCAAGUUCCUCAACAAGACGCUGCCAAGAAGUCCCAAUUCGAUGGUAUUUCUUGGCGUCUUUCUCGCCACCAACAUCAUUGCCGACGCUUUCAUCGCUGACGUCUCAAAGAUCACCGAAAUAUCCACCCUCAUCGUGGAGACGCACAUCACGCUUAGGGAGGCGCAUCUCGGAGGCCACACAGAUUGCCACGCCUACCCCAUCAGCGCCGUUGGCAUCAAGAACCUCGCCAACAACACUGUGCCCAGGCUGGAAGUUGCCGAGCACGCGGUGAACGUGAGUCGCAGCCGGGGCGACCUGUUCCGCAUGGUGUUCUCGUCUACGAUGGGCGUGAUGGUGUACAAGCAGAUUCAGAACAAGCCCAUCUCGCGUUUCCGGGACCAGUGCUCGACGUGGAACAUGGGCGACUAUGACGUCACUUGCGACCCCGACUUGAACAAGCAGCUCGAGGAGAGCGACAUGGCCUCGUUCGCCAUCGUCAACAGUGGCCAGUACCUCUUCUCCUUCGAGGACGAUAAAUCGCUCAAAAGGAAGCUGGAGCGGUACCUGCCUGCCAGUUCGGACGGUUGGUGCCUGUUCGACGUUCAUCGGGACGUCUACUGGACUUGUGGCAUAAACAUUCCACCGAGUGUUCAGCCCAAUCAAGCGAUUGACAUUUCCAAUUCACCCCAGCCCAUGCUGCGCGCCGAGAAAGUCAAGGCGCUCAUGAGCACCAUAAAGCGAGGGAAUCAAUAAUUGUUGAGUAAUAA